Molecule: messenger RNA, 834 nt
Organism: Colletotrichum chrysophilum
Lineage: Eukaryota; Fungi; Ascomycota; Sordariomycetes; Glomerellales; Glomerellaceae
Exons: 1
Coding region: 1-834 (277 amino acids)
Source: RefSeq, a predicted model, not a curated record
AUGACAAUGAGCGCGAAGCACAAAGCAAAGAUAGAAAUCAACUAUCUUCAUCGAGUCAUUCAAGCGGACCAGGCUUACCUUGCUUCGGGAGGCCCUGGAGUCAUCGGUGUCAAUACAGGUCUUCAAGGUCCGCAAGGUCCGCAAGGUCUCCAAGGCCCCAAAGGACGCAGAGGCCGCAGAGGACGCCCAGGCAGAGACCUCACAGACCCCAGAGGUCCUGGGGGCGGGAACGAUGAAAACCCUGGAGACGAUGGAGGCAACGGAGGCAAUGGUGGAGGUGGCGGUCACGAUGAAGGCAACGACGACGCCAACGACAACGUCAAUGACGGGGGCAACGACGACGAUGGCAACGACGAGGGCGACGACGAGGACGACGAUGGAGGCAAUGAUGGGGGCGAUGAUGAGGGCUCCGGAGACGAUAGAGACGAUGGAGGCGAUGGAGGCAAUGGAGGCAACGGUGUCAGUGGUGGGGGCAACACCACAAGCAAAGCCUACGGCGAGGCCACACCCAAAGCCAAAGGAAGCACCACAGCCACAAGACUCACCAGAAGCGCCACCAGAAACGACACCAGAAACAACCCCCAGGGGCCCAACAAACGGCGGAGGCUUGUUGGACACUUCAGCAGCGAGAGCGACGUCGAUUUUCUCCCUAGACUGUCAACAGGCAACCAAAAACAGUCGUCGUCAAGUGUCUUGAGAGACAACUCCGUGCCGGCGAUGGAUACGCAGGAUUUGGACCUGAUGAUUCAGAAUGCGAUGUUGUCUGACCAACCGGAUUUCAACAUGUUCGAUGGCGGUCAACCCGUACCCACCACCAUGGUGGGAAAACUAUGA